Messenger RNA from Mytilus californianus (California mussel), 9762 nucleotides. RefSeq lists its product as uncharacterized. The transcript is spliced from 15 exons. Lineage: Eukaryota; Metazoa; Mollusca; Bivalvia; Mytilida; Mytilidae. The coding region runs from base 157 to 4035 and encodes 1292 amino acids. Gene Ontology annotation, molecular function: NAD+ poly-ADP-ribosyltransferase activity. The record is from RefSeq and is a predicted model, not a curated record.
AUUAAACUAACUCACCUGACCUUUGUUCUUUGAAACAAAAGUGAAACACUUAAUUGUGUCUAAAAAUAAGCCAUUGACAUUGUAUAUCAUUGGAAAUUUCCAAAAGACACAGACAUCUCUUGAUCCAGUUAGACAUGCAGAUACUUGAAUUGACAGAUGGAAGAUCAAGAACUAACAAAGCUAUGGUUGUCUCACAGAGAAAAGUAUAUUUUGGUCAUUAAGGACAUCCCUCUGAAAGUUACUGAUGAAACGCUACGCAAUUACAUAGAAGUAAUUUCCAAAGUGGAUGUUGAUCAUCUUUAUUUCCAUUUGCCAACAAAUGGCGAAAAAGUCCGACAAGUGGCUCUUAUGUACCUUAAAGAAAAGAUCACAGAUAUCAGACCUGUUCAAGAGAACACCACCAAGAAAUCACUAGAAAAACAAGUGGUCCAUAUAGAGUUACUGAAUAAUCCUAGUGGUAUUAUUGUAUUUGAUAUACCAAGGGAGGCUACUCAGGAUGAGUUAGAGCUAUAUUUUGAGCGUCCUCAAGUUGCUGGUUUGGGGGCAGAAGUAGUACGCUGUACAAGGCACGAGAAAGUGCAGAUAGCAGUGUUAUUUUAUAAGUCUUUGGAUUCAGCUCUUCAAAACGUAUUCAAAAGUCCACACAAAAUAAGAGGCACAGUUUUGACAGUUGAACCAUACUACCAUGAAUUUCACAGAGAAGUAAUAGAGGCACUGAAGGAAAUGGAAUCAAAUGGUCUGUAUUUGACUAUGAUAGACAGAAAAUAUGAAAAUGAGUCUGUCAGAAAAGAUGAAGAAAAAGUUGAAAAAAGGAAGGAUAAUGUAGGAAUUAGAACAAGUAACAGUUCCAUAAGAAUUUUGUCAGCAGACAUGACAGACUAUGAAGAUGGUGAAGGUUAUCAAAUUCCAGUGGCCUCUGGAGGAGGUGAUGAAAGGAAAUAUUUUGAAAAACUGAAACAAAAAAAGUUCACAGAAACUACACGAUCAGAGCAUAUCUAUUCAGAAAUAAGUGAUGAUAAUUUGCCUCCUGUUCCAGCAACCCCUCGACCAUCGGUAAAAAGGUCCGAGAAUGCAAAUGAAUACAAAGAAAAAAUAAAUAUGGACAAGGGCAAAAUAAUAUUGUUAAAAAUCAGAGGAUUUAGCAAAGAAUGCCCGGCAUGCAAAAUAGACUUGAAUUCUGUUGAUGAUGAAAUUACUUUUAUUGGUUCACAAGACACAGUGAUGGCUGCAAAAUUAUUCAUGUAUGAAUGUUUAGAGGAAGCUGUUGAAGAGACAAAAUAUGUUUCAAAAGGUUUUGCUGCCAUUUUAAAGGAAAAAUCAUCUUGGAUAAAAGACACACUAAAGAAAGAGAAAAUUCAUGCUUACUGUACUUUAAAGGAUGGCAACUUGCUCUGCUGUCAAGCAUUUUCUAAACCUUUGGCAGAGAAAGGGAUUAAGACAAUCAUGUCAAACUUAGAAAAGGUUGAACUUCCUUACAAUGAGGGACAUUUUAAAUAUGUGAACUCAAAAGAGUGGAAUGAUUUAGUUACAAAAGUUAAAAAUCAUUAUAAAGUUGAAGUUGAAAUGAUUAAGGAUAAGAAACUUAUUGUAGUCACUGGCAAAAAAAGUGAUUUUCAGCCUGCUAAAGAUUUGAUAAAAAAAGAAUUGAAUAAACAUACAGAAGCCAAAUCAGAGAAGAUUGAAAUAAAGGGAAGUAAAUCUGUGUGUUUUGAUCAUGGAAUGAAGGACAAAUUAGAAAAAAUAAAGUCUGAUAUAAGUAAAAGAAAUGGUAGUCUUCAGUACAAGCAUGAUAAUCGCAAGCGGACAACAGUUAUUGAACUGAAGGGAGAUUCUGCUAUUGUGGAAGAUAAAAAAGCAGAGAUUUCACAGUUGGUAACUUCAAUUUGGCAAGGUCCAGUUGAUCUUCAAAAGAUAAGUAACAAAGACAAUGAUGUUGCCGUAAUGACCAGAUCUUUGGACUCGGGUAGUGGGAGAAAAUUUUUGUCAACUUUUGAAGAGAAACACAAAUGUGGAUUUGAAAUAGAGAGGAAGAAAGAAACACAUGAUUUACAUCCCGUUAAAUCUUUGCCAGCAGAUCACAAAGCUGAGAAACCUGAAUUACAUAGAAGAAACACUUCUCCAGAUUUUGGACGUGGUGCAAGACCUAAACAAUAUUCUCCACAGCAAGGUGGUCAUGGCAACUUUAGUAGUUAUCACAUGGAUCAGCUGGAAAUAAUUCUCAAAGAAGGAAAUAUUGUUCAUGAAAGAUCUAGUGUUCUUGUGAAUGUUGUGGCAGCAGGAUACAAUAAUUUUAAUAAGAGUAGAAUAACACAGAGUUUUAUGAAAAAAUGUGGUCCAGAGUUUGAACAGAAAUAUAUUCAAGCAAGAAAUGGACAAGAAACCACUGAUACCAGUAGUAUUACAUUCACUCAAAAGUCAGGUGGUCUAGCUUGCAGAGAAGUCUGCCAUCUUGAAAUACCAAAAUGGACUGGUGACAAAUCGAUUUUGCAUAAAGCAGUAAGAGAUUGUUUGAGGCAGUGUAGCAUUAGAAACCACGAUUGUGUUGCCUUUUCUGCUGUAGGAACUGGACAGCUUCUUAAAUAUCCUGUUCAUGAAGUUGUAAAUUGUCUUGUUUCUGAGGCCAAGGUCACAGCUCAGAGAUCAAAAUGUAUUAAGAAAAUUAAGUUUGUAAUUUUUGAUUCUGCAACUGUUGGUGAAUUCAAAAAAAGGUUAGAAAGUAUGUCAGGAACUGUUAUAUAUGAUCGACAUAGACAUGACAGCUCACCAUCAGAUGGUAAAGAGGCUUUUGAAUCUAAAGAUGGAGCAGAUAAACACAAAGUGACUGUACAAGCCAUUUCAGUUGAGUUGUAUGCUGUUUCAAAAGUAGAGGGAGAAAAGAUACGCAAAACUCUAUCUACAGAAAUAAAAGAUACAUUCUUGUAUGAGGAUAGUGUUAAGAAUGAUAAGAUAAAGUCAUUGUCCAGCAAUACAUGGAAAAAAAUGAUUUCAGCUGCUAAGAAAGACCAUGUCUGGAUUGAAAAAGACCGUGACAGACUUACAAUUAAAGGUGAGAAGGAUGGUGUAAGUGGAACCAAAACUGAAAUAUUGCAAAUUUUGCUGGAUGAUAAAACAGACAGUCCUUCAGGAAGAAACAGUAAUCAUCAAAAUGAUCAUAAGGCAGGAGGACCUCAUGAUUAUUGGUAUUCAAAAUGCGAUGAUGCUAACGUACCCCCAUAUUGGAAAAAUUUCCAAGGUAAUCUACGACAAGCUGCGGAAAAUGUUAAGGGUUUUUUUACAGGUGACAAAGCAAAAAAAGUCUCUCUAGGAAGUGAAGAUCACAUGUUUAAGAACAUUGUUCAACUUGUUAUGAAGACCUGGGAUGCAACUAAAGCUGGACAUGGGGCUGAUGCUAAAAAUCUAAAUCAUUCUAGUAUCAAAGUUACAAAGAUUGAAAGAAUUGAAAACUAUGGACUGUUUGACAAAUAUCUUACAACAAAAAAGAAAUUUUAUAGACAACUUGCUCAUGGAAAGAAAUUUACUUCUCUUGAACAUGUAUCUCAUGGAGGGAAACAAUUAUCUAACGGACCAAUUAAAACAGCUCAUCGUUCCAUGACAUCUGAUCUAGACUUAGCUUCUCAUGCAAAUGAAUGUUAUUUUUUCCAUGGAACUUCUGAUAAGGUUGUUGACAAUAUUAUAAACAAAGGACUGGAUGACAGACUAGGAGGAGAUAAAGCUAUGUUUGGACGUGGAAUUUAUGCUGCUGAAUCAUCAACUAAGGCUGAUCAGUAUGCAGAUAAUCCUUCAAACAGGCAAUCUAAAGAUAGAAAAAUGUUACUGAUGAGACUUUUGCUUGGAGAUAUGUAUGUCACAGGUAAGCCUGAGAAGUUCGUAACACCACCAUGUGCAAAUUGUCUGAAACCAGACUGUGUAAAAAGCCAUCAUACUCCAUUUGAUUCAGUAGUGGCUGAUGGAAAAUGGUUGUUCAGAGAAUUUAUAGUUUACAGAAGUGAACAAUGUUAUCCAGAAUAUCUUAUAACUUAUGACAGAGUGACAUAAUAAUGUGUUUUAAUACUGUGAUAGGUAUCAGUUUUGAAGUCCUUAUAUUUAAUAGUUAUGACCAAAAAUUCAAAAGUUUUGCUGGACAUGAAUUUUAGGCAAUUAGACAUCCAAAUCAGUUUAAAAAGGGGUAGGUUCGGUAAGGGCCUUUUUUUGCUUCCUAUUUUAAGAGGAAUAAACAUUUGAGAAGGUGAAAUUUGAAUGAUUCCGGUUGAACUUUUUAAAUAAAAGUUUGCAUUUACAACCCAAAUAGGCCAAUAAUAGAGAAUUAGUAAAAAUUUGACAAAAUCUCCAGGAUUUCAUCUAAAUUUAGGCCUAGGAAAGAUAGAGUGCAUGGUUUGACACACUUAUUAUUCAAGUCAGAUAUGUUAUUUAUUUCAAAAAAAAACAAUGUAACAAGAUUUUUUUGCACAUGUGCUACAUGUUUCCAGUCCUAAAAACCAAUGGAAAUUGGCCCCGUUUUCAUUUGAAUUGUGGAAGUGAGGCUAAUUGUGACCUUGAAAAAAGAACAAUGAUACAUAAAUAAGAAAAAAUAAUCACAUUUUCUAUCUAGUCAUUGUUUAAACUAUAUUUCAUUGUGAUAAUUAGCCAUUAAAAAAGAAAUUGAAAUUUUAGCAAAAAUAGAGGGGCCAUUUUGAAGCCUUAUCAAUCUUACUCUUUUGUGCCAUAUAUUUCAAUCAUUCACAGCAACAAUGACUGUUGAGACACAGGGUUCUGCAGAACUCUUUACAAAUUUCUUAUUGUUGUAUCAAACAUUUAAGUUAUUCUCCAUUGGUGCCAUAAAUUUGUAUACAUUCCUUCAGGUUGAACUUUUACAAAAUGGUCCAACGUUCAUAAAAUGAAUGGAAAUAUUUGCCAUUUAUAUUUAACCUAGUCUUAGUGGUUACAGUGAGGGUAAGGUAGUCAUUUUACAUGUAAUUAAGUGGAAAAAUGUAAACAGGAUUUCUAUUUUGUAUGAAUUUUUCACAAAAUUAAAAGAUUGUUGAAAAGAGUUAGUUUUUGUGAAAUCUCACAAACACUUCAUCUUUUCAAACUAUAACCUUUUAGUUUUACAAGUUAUAUGUACAAACUGUGGAUUCAUUGAUUUUCAUUGAUAAAGUUUUUCAUGGAUCGAGGUUAAAUUGUAUUUUCUUGCUGGUUUUUCCAAAGUCAGCAUACAAGCCUUUAGAAAAUGUUGACAUCAUGGAACAUUUAAAUUUGUGGUCGACCUUUGCCUAUGAAAACAACAAAAAUUGUAAUGAAUCCACACUCCACAGUACUAGUAUAUUAAAUUGUCAAUAUUAUCACUUGUUUGUCUUUUUUAAUUUUUUUAUGUUUUAAAGUUGUUGGGGCUUGAGAGAAAUAUGAAUUCAUUCGAUAUAAAAUGGAAAUUAAAUUUUGGCCACAUCUUUUUCACCAAAUUUUUUUUUUUAAUUUUUAGAAAUAAUAUUCAUUACAUUUAAAGAAAUGGUCAAAAAAUUUGUGAGUUUUUUAUUCUUGAUUUUAAAAAAGUUUUCUAUAUCUUGAAAUAUUUGUUAUAUGUAAGAUAGAGAAAUACUUUGUAGCUGUGCAAUAUAUCAUAUGUGAAUGCAAUUUUUUUUUAUGGUUUUUAUACGACCGCAAAAAAAUUUUGCGGUCGUAUAUUAGUAUGAUGUUGGCUUCGUUGUCGUCGUCUGAAGACACAUUGGUUUUCGCACUCUAACUUUAGUUGAAGUGAAUGGAUCUCUAUGAAAUUUUACCAUAAGGUUCAAUAACACAAAAGGAAGGUUGGGAUUGAUUUUGGGGGUUAUGGUACCAACAGUUAAGGAAUUAGGGGCCAAAAAGGGGCCAAAAAUAAGCAUUUUUGUAACUUCCAGACAUAACUUAUGUGUUAGUUUAUGGAUCUCUCUGACACCGUACCACAAGGUUCCAUAUCACAAAGGGAAUGCUGGGACUGAUUUUGGGGGUAAUUGCCUCAAAAUUUUAGGAAUUAGGGGCCAAAAAAGGGGCAAAAAACCAUCAUUUUUCUAGUUUCAUGACAAUAACUUGUGUGUAAGUGUAUGGAUCUUUCUGAAAUUGUACUACAAGGUUCCAUAUCACAAAGGGAAAGCUGGAAUUGAGUUUGGGGUAAUUGCCCAAAAUGUUUAGGAAUAAGGGGCCAAAAAGGGGCCAAAAAUAAGCAUUUUUCUAGUUUCCAGACAAUAACUUGUGUUCAAGUGUAUGGAUCUCUCUGAAAUUGUACUGCAAGGUACCAUACCACAAAGGGAAUGCUGGGAUUGAGUUUGGGGGUGAUGAAUCCUAAGGGGGUUCAAAAACUUAAGGGGAGGGAUUUUUUUUUCCUUUUUUUCCUUUUUUUUUCUUUAAAAUUUUCCAUUUUAAAUUGGUUUUUUCUGAUUUAUAUAUAAAAGCAAAUAAUAAUGAUAUGGUUUGAAUAGGUAAAUUAAAAUUUUUUAAAUUCUUAGACCACAUUCAUUCUGUGUCAAAUAUUUAAUCACAAUCCAAAUUCAGUGCUGUAUCAAGCUUGAAUGUUGUGUCCAUACUUGCCCCAACUGUUCAGGGUUCGACCUCUGCGGUCGUAUCAAGCUGCGCCCAGCAGAGCAUUUUAUUGAAAUAUAGUGUCAGUAGUUUCUAUGCAACAAUGUCUACUAGAGACAUCUAGUAAAACAACAUAAGUAAAAUUUUACUUGAGAAUCAAACUUAAUCAGGCUUGCUUAUAUUGCAAUGAUAAUGGGGGAUUGAAAAUAUUUUGUAGUUCAAGUUUUUUCUGCUAAAUGGGAGACAACUCCAAAUGUGGACCAUGUUCCAUGGCCUACUGUGGAUUUUUUUAUUUUCUUUUGGGACCAAUUUUCAUGGAAAGAGGAAACAUUGCAUUUCAUGGAUAUUUGAUUUCAUGGUUUCAUGCCAGAGUCUGCAUGCAAACCUAUAAAAAAUUUGUUCUUCGUUGAACAUUUAAAUUCAUGGUUCACCUAUACCUAUGAAAUCCACAAAAAAUGAUAUCCCACAAAUAAUGAAUAAUAAAUCUACAGUAGUACAAAUACAUGAGAAGAAUGUCUGGUUAGUCUAGUUCUUAGGUAAGAUAUGUCUUAUGUAGAACAUGUGUUGCUUUCUGGAUGGUUUAUAGUGAUAUAUAUAUUUUCUCCACUAGAAAAUUAGUUUUGUAUAAAUAUAAUUGUUUUGAUCUCAAUAUUUAAUUUCUUUAGUACUUAAAAUAAUUGCCAUUUUAAAUCAUGAUAUUUUUCAUUUUAAGGAGCAUGGAUGUGUGAUAUGCAUUGUCAGAAAAUUAGAUUGAAAAUAAGAAAAAUAUAUUUAAAUGUGAAUUUUCGCUAAUUUGUUUGACAUCUUUCAUUGGAGAUGAUUUUUUUUGGCACAAUUUCUGUCUCUUUUCCAUAUUAAGGUAGUAUGGGAGAAUUAACUUGGAUCACAAAUGAUUGCAAAUGAUCAGUCUGGGAUUUUUUAUUGAAAUUUGCAAAUUUGGAAGCAGAAAUGCAAUUUAUAUUUGGCCUCUUUUUUAAAAUUAAGAAAUUUAUGUGAUUUCAUCUUUGAUAUGGUAAUGGUAAUAAUUGUCUUAAUAUAAACAAUAUUUUCAAUUGAUUUGAUUAAGAAAAAUUUAACACUAUAAGGAAUGCUAGUUCAGAUAAUUUAGUUUUAUAAAAUAACACUCGUUUCAUAGUACAGUAACCAGUGUUAAGUUUUGAUGCUUUAUACUCAAGGGUUUGCAGUAACUAUAUGUCAUAUGUGCUUUAGAAUUAAUUAUUAUAAUGUGUACACGUCCAUUUAUCUCUACCUCAUUUUCAUAUGUUCAGUUUUUGUGCUAUUAAAGGUCAGUUUGUUUAUUACUGUAUGUAGCAGGACUUCUAUAAUAGGUUCAUUGAAACUUGUUAUCAAAUGGCAAAAUCAAAAGCUCAAACACAUCAAACGAAUGGAAAAUAUGACCUUUAUCACCUCUUUGUUGUUCCAUGACCAAUGUUAAGUUUUUGUGCUAAGGUUAGUUUGUCACUAUAGUAUAUGUACCAGGUCUACUAUUUUUCGUUUAUGGAAGCAUUGUAAGGUGUAAAUGUCCAUCUGAAAGGACUCAUUUAACUUGAAUGACAUUUUCAUUGUUCCAUGACGAAUGUUUAGUUUUUGUGAUGAGGUCGCUUUGUCAGAACACUGAAUGUGAAAAUAUAUUUUUAGGAAUUUAAUGUGCCAUUCUGGUUGUUGUCUCAAUAAUGUAUACCCACAUUUAUAAGCCUAGCAGUUUUUAUGAUUUUAUUUACUUUAAUUCAUGAUCCAAAUGGGUUGUAUUAAGGAUACCAUCUUGAAGAAUAAAUUUUAGAAUUCAAUCUUUAUUAUAGGAUGCAUUUCAUGAUAAAUGCAGUAAAAUGGUAAAAAAAAUGUUUUAAUGGGACAAUUAAAAAACUCAAAGCAUAAUUUUUUUAAAAGAAACACUGCAGUUUCAUCAACAUAUAAGUUAUCAAAAAUUUAUCAGACAGUUUAAAACCUCUUCAAAUACAAUCUAAGUUAAAGAAAUUGUUUGUUUUCAAAAAUGCAUUACUAAUUUAAGAAUUGAUUUUUCCAAAUUUUUCCCUUCUUUCUUCCUGGUGCUGUCUGCUGAAGAUUUGUAGUUGUGCUUUUUUGAGUGUUCUGUUAUAGAGGCCAGUUUCAGAUUAAUUGUAUGUUACUGUUUAUUUGUUAGCUUUUCAUUACCAUAAAAAAUGUUCAUGUUAUAUUUGUAAGAAGACAACAAUUUUAAGUUAUAUAUUGUGCUUGAUUCUUUUUAUAUUUGUUAUUUUGACAAUAAAAUAAAUUUAUAAAAAAAAAUUUGACCAAAAUGUAAAGGUUUUUAUUACUUUUUUUACAUUAUAAAAUCUACAAUAUUAUGUUAAAGGACAAUUCAUAUGGGAUAGGACAUUUAUAUUUUGCCCAAAAUAUGACAAAAAUUAUAUGAUAAGUUCCCAUAUCUGAAUUGUAAUUGGAAAUAAUUCAUCAACAUAUUUGCAUAAAAAUGUGAAAAAGUUUUUUUUUAAGAAAAAAUAAUUUCAUAUGUCAUUGUUAAGAUCACAUGAUUUAUAGAGAUCACGAGCUUGUUUAUUUUUUGAAUAAUUUUCAUGCAUAUAUUUUUUAGACUGUUACCUAAUGUGUGAAUCAUCUGCAUAUGUUGUAGUACAAAUGUAUAUAGAAAAUAUCAUGAUUUUUGUAACUUUUAUUUUGUUGUUGGUCAGUAACUGUGACAACAUUUUUCUACUGCAAAUUUUUUUUAAAUCUGUGGCAAAAAAGGAAAUUUUUCAUGAAGUUUUUAGGCUUUUAUAAAUUCCUAAGAAUUCUGGCUUUUUUCAAAGAUACAUAAAUUUAGAAAAUGCCUCCAAUAUGAAGUUUUAAUCUGAAAGGAAUAUGUGAUCUUUGUGAAGAUUAAUAGUUAUAGUCUCACAUAUUGUAAUAUUAUAAUGCAAAAAUUGUGGAGUAGAGGUCCAUAAGAUAAAUUACUGUGGAACAACAAGCAAAAGCAAAUUUUUUAUGUUGAUAUUAUAUAUUUAAAAGUUGUCUUUCUUUAAACAGUAUAGACUUACAUGUUUUCCUGAUAUGCUUCUUAGUAUGGUCACAAAAAAGAAAGGGUAUAUAUUUUAACUCUGAAUGUUAAUGCAUUCUGCUUGCUGAUUUUUUAAUUCGUAUGAUUAGUUGUUUUGUGCUAUCUGUAUAUGAGGUAAUGAUAAUGAUGAUGGUUGUUACGUUUGCAUUUCGUGUUUCAAAUAUAAUUACAAAAUGCCAUUAAAUAGAUUUUUUUAACUGAAA